AUGGCGCUAGUGACCAUAGCAGGGUAUCCUUGCUCGGGCAAGUCCAGGAUAGCUAGGAUGCUCGCCGACGAUUUUCGGGCAAGGUUACAGAGCUCUGAAUAUGACGGUCCGAAAUUUGAAGUGGUCGUUGUGGAUGAUGAUAGCUCGCACGUCCCGCGAUCGGUAUACGACGACAGCAAAGUUGAGAAGUCCGGUCGAGCCAAUCUGUUUUCUAAUGUCACUCGAUCUCUCGGUCAAGAGACCAUCACAAUUUGCGAUAGUCUGAACUACAUCAAAGGGUUCAGGUAUCAAAUGUACUGUGCAGCUAGAGAAGCCAGCUGCAGAGUAUGCACUGUAUAUGUUGCUACUCCGCCAGAACGGUGUACAGAAUGGCACGAAGAACGAGGAGAGUGUUCUUACAAGUCUACUACCUUUGAGAACCUCAUCAUGCGAUUCGAAGAGCCAUCCUCGAUGGUGAGGUGGGAUUCACCGCUUGUCACAAUCUCGCCAGACGAGGAACCGCCGUUAGAAGAGAUCUGGAACAUUGUAACGAAAGGCGAGAAGAAAGGACCGAAUGCAGCGCGACCCAAACCUCCGCCGAAUACCUUACUGAUCCUUACAAAUACAACCCACACUAUCACCACCUCCCUCCUCGCUCACCUCAAUGCCGGUCCCGCCACUUCAACAUACAUUGUCCCCUGUCCGCCUGCUGCAUCAGCCGGCAGCUUAACCCUCCAUCUUCCUAUGAGGCGCGUGACGCUGCCAGAGAUGCAGCGGCUGAAGAGGCAAGCUGCGGGCAGCUGGUCUGAGAGUGAAGUAGCGAGUGCUUUUGUACGAUUUCUCGAGACUGUCUGGGCGACGGCGCCGUAG
This is a messenger RNA of Kockovaella imperatae, 849 nucleotides long. RefSeq names its product chromatin associated protein KTI12. The coding region runs from base 1 to 849 and encodes 282 amino acids. The transcript has 6 exons. NCBI's taxonomy places the organism in Eukaryota, Fungi, Basidiomycota, Tremellomycetes, Tremellales, Cuniculitremaceae. The record is from RefSeq and is a predicted model, not a curated record.